UUUUUUCCGUCUUAAAAAUUUGUUUAAAAUUGUUCGUGUAUAUUUUCGCGUAAUAAAUUCGUUUUCAAACGAAAUAGAAGAUGAGUCAAAUAAAUUGUUUGCCACGUCCAGCUUUUUGGAAAGUACCCGACUAUAUAAACAUUAUGGAUGAUAAUAAAAAUGUAUAUGAACAACAAAAACAAUUUACCUCCCCUACGCCCAGAAAAUCAUCAUUAACGUUGUAUCGUGACUCUAGACCACAACAUGAAAAGAUUAAAAAACGUGUUCGUUUUAAGGACGUUGACGACAACGAUUAUCAUCAUCAUCAGCAACAUCUUCAUCAUUUCGAUAACUCGAAUACAAAUAAAGUACAAGUGGGCAGUCCUGCUUUUGGUGAAGUACUGCGUGGUGAUAUUAUAUCGAAAAUAGGUGAAUACGAUGCUAGAGAUAUUAGUCAUGCCAAUGCUCAGAUGUUAUUCCGUACCGCUGGCAAUGAAAUUAAGAUUGUAGUACACAGGGACAGUAAAAUUGCCUAUACUCAAGGUCUUAGUGGAGAUAGCUCUAGAUCAGAAUCAGCUUUACUUUCCACUAGCCCAGAUCAAUAUCCUCAUAGAGCUCCUUCACCAUUUUUACCCGGACCGGGGCAAUAUGAGCGUGCUCUACAAGUACCCGUAGAUACAUUGCCCCACACAGUAUUUCCCAAAUUAAAUGCCUCUGGUGGUUAUGUCCCUCCUCCAGAAAAUUCUACUUUCACACCAAUGCCAACACGUGAUCACCAACAAGAUGUUGCCGAGGAGCAAGCAGCCAUUGUGAAUCAACCUUACCGAACAACUCCACUGGUUUUGCCCGGUGCUAAAGUGAAAAAAGAUGCUCCCUCCACAGAUUCCUAUUUGAGACACUACCCCAACCCAGCUGUACGUGCCCAUCCCCAUCAUGAUUAUCAUGACAGUGUAAUGAAGCAACGUGUUGCCGAUACCAUGUUGCACAGAGUUGUUGGUCAGGAAGCCGAUUCUGGCAAAGUUUUCCACAAACAAUUCAACUCUCCCAUUGGUUUGUACUCCGAUAACAACAUUGAAAGCACUAUCCGCCAAACAGUUCCAAUUUUCAUCGAUCUAUCUUUCCUGGAACAAAAAUAUAAAAUACUGGAGCAACAAAAACAGAAAGAACUACAAGAACAACAGCAACGUGAACAGCGACAAAAACAGCUGGAACAACUAUAUCAUCAUUGAGAAUAAUAAAAAACUAGAGCAAAAAGAUAUUCUUUUCAAUUUGAUUUUAGAAAAAAUCUUUGAAAACAAUACUAGAAGAAAUUUAUUCCAAACCCACUAUUCAAUUCCCCAUACAAACCGCCCACCACAACUACCCAUCCAAAGAUAUCUGAAAUCAAACAUCCCCUCCCACUAAUUACCUAAUAACACAAAUGAAUCUAAGAGCAAAAAAUAAUAAAAACGCUUAUGUGGCUAACAAAUUUUUUAAAAACUACACUUUGUUUAAAUACUAAAUAGAUAAUUUCAAAAUCUAAAUUACUUCCUAUCAAGUCCACGAUAAAAAUCAAUGUAUAAAAUUACCUUUGACUGUCACGCUUGUCCACUAAUGUCUAGCUAGACUCUUUCUUUUUUUAUUGCUAAUGUAGUUCUAACACCAUUCUUAAUGAAUUAAUUCUUAAAUUAAGAUUGAAUUGGAAAUUGUCAUUUAAACUGUCAUUUGCGUUGUUUUGCAAAUUUACCAAAAACAUUUUUUGAAACUAAUUCUAACUUAUUUUGUGCACAUCCUGUUUUUUCUCUCUUCUCACUCUACGCUCUAAAAUAAAUAAAAAUCUCUACUCGUCCAAAAAUAAAAACAAAUAUGUAUAAAAAUAACCAAAAUCUAUAAUAAAAUAAAUAAAAUCUACAAAAAAAUCUCAAAAUAUCAUUAAAACGGUUCAAUGAUGUAAACCAAAAACCAAAUGUUUGGUGAUGUCGAACCAUCCACAACAACCACACAACAAUAAUAUGCUGCGCUGCAUUCAUGCUUUUUUAUUAAACAACAACUAUAACAUCCAAAAUAUAA
Molecule: messenger RNA, 2028 nt
Organism: Calliphora vicina (urban bluebottle blowfly)
Lineage: Eukaryota; Metazoa; Arthropoda; Insecta; Diptera; Calliphoridae
Gene: Zasp66
Product: PDZ_signaling and DUF4749 domain-containing protein Zasp66
Exons: 7
Coding region: 81-1208 (375 amino acids)
Biological process (GO): muscle structure development; actin cytoskeleton organization
Cellular component (GO): adherens junction; Z disc; filamentous actin
Molecular function (GO): actin binding; muscle alpha-actinin binding
Source: RefSeq, a predicted model, not a curated record